Molecule: messenger RNA, 2759 nt
Organism: Spirodela intermedia
Lineage: Eukaryota; Viridiplantae; Streptophyta; Magnoliopsida; Alismatales; Araceae
Source: the annotation of a GenBank genome assembly
AUGGAUGCACCGGCGACGAGGGGUGGGAAGGGUCUCUUCGAGGGGCUCUACCGGUUCUUGAUGCGCCGGAACUCCGUCUACGUCACAUUCGUCAUCGCCGGCGCCUUCCUGGGGGAACGGGUAGGGUUUCUGCAUCCCUCUGCUCCGCUCCACCUCCACCCCCCCUGUCUUUGUGCUCCUCUUCUUCAGUAAGCGUUUGUCCACAAGUAUCAGGAUUCUUCGGCUCUUGUCUAUGUGGAUCCGUCACAAUAGGCUGUGGCUUCAUGUGCCCAUUGUUUUUUUUUUCGUAUGAUUUAUUAAAGUUACAAUGUUUAGGACGUUUCUAGAAAUCCACAUUUAAUAGUGAUGAUCGGCGCUAUUCUCAACCUCCAGAAGCAGUAGAGACGCACCAGAGACGGUUCUAUUAUCACGUCGUCAAACGCGAUCCGCAUGUCUGGGGGGCCUUGAUGUCGGAAUCACAGUUAUCAUCGGCCUGAAAAUCAAUAAGACUAUUUUUUUAUCAUCAAUUGUUUUCUAUUAGAAUUCACCUGUUAUUGUUGUUAUUGCCAAUUUUUUUGGUGGAAAUUUUCUGAACCAUAUCGAUUUAGACGCCACAUUGAUGGCUCCUUAUGCCCUUACAUAGCCCACACUAAUGUCGUCCUUAAAAACUUGAUGAUCCGUUGAUCUCCGAUACCCUGACUACCUUAACAAUAUUGCAUGCUUUCCACUAAAAGAGCAUUCAUCCAUUUAUUUAUUGAUCAAACAGAAAUUAUAGGCUGACAUAUUUUUGUUGCUUUUUUUCUUCCAGGCUGUUGACUAUGGCGUCCACAAAUUAUGGGAGUACAAUAAUGUUGGGGUAAUACAUAGCUUUUUUUACAUGGUUCAUUUUCCCCUAUACACCCUAUUUUCGUUUAGUCAAAUUUUCUUUUUGAUUUCAUCCCGUCUGUGUGCUUUGAUUCGUAUUUUUUUCUUCCCAGAACUUGCUCUAGUUGUGUGUCUGAGAGAAAAAGUCUAGAUGUAUCUAUACUACUUCAUACUGGAGAACUGAUCUUGUUUUUUCGUUCCAUUAUGUGCCACAGAUUGUUGUGUUUCUUGUUGUUGAUAAGCUUGUAGAUCUUAUAGUUAUGAACAUUGUAUUUCAAAAGCAGGAAUGUAUCAAUUAUUUUGGUGAUGAGCCCUGUGGUUUAGAUUAUCCUUUCACCCGGGUACUAGGGACAGUCUUAAACGGCCAAACUUUGGAUGAAUUUCUCAGUUAGAUGUGCCCCCUUUUUUCUUUUUCUUCUAAUGCUACUUACUAUGUUUGACUGCCCUUGUGUGGUCUACGAUGAUUAUGAGUCAUCUAGUUGGUAUAUUUGAAGACAUCUGGAUCAGUUAUGCAUUUCCCCUUUUGGAUUCACCUCAUGGUCAAUCUUUCCUUGUUUAUUUUCCUCAGAAGGGGAGAAAAUAAUGUUGAAAAAUUUAUGAUGAGCAGAAAUUAAUUUUACCCAAAAGUACGGAAACAAUUAUACUAUUGAAAGUUGGGAUAGAUGCUAGGUUCAUGCCACACAUUGGCUAUUGAUUCAGGGCUCAUGUAAGCACCCUCGGAGAAAAAAUAGUGAGAAGCUGCUGGCGGAUGACUGUUGCUCGUUAGGAGAAAUCGAAUAUGUGCGGCCUAAUUAGAAGGUGCAUGAAGUAGACGAAGAAUAGCAUGCAGUUGGGUUUGAAAAGACAUUUUCGUCAGUUGCCUCAACAAUGCAUCUCUUCCUGCACGAACAGAGCAUUUGAUCCAACGACUUUAGGAACGAUAUUGCCGCCUAUUAAUAUUAUUCAGAUGGGUGCUGGAGCCUUUUUUCUUAUUAUCUGGCUUUAGUACAGAGAUAUUUCUCUAGAUGGACUUACCAGAUAACCCAUUUCUGUGGUACUGAUGCAGGCCUUUGCCCUGACGAGUUUCUUAAAAUUGGUCAUGUUCGCUGCAUGGAUGAAUGAUGUUCUUUCCCGUUGGAUGAGAUUGUUUCUCUUAUAUUGUCUUCUAUUCCACAUUUUCCGCGUUUUAUGUUUUCAUUUUCCGUUACUAUUCAUAGAAGACUGAGUAGAUUUUGAUGGAAGGGGUGCGGAGGUGUUGAGAAUUAGCAGAUGAAUUGCGAUCGGAUUAUUCAUCUCAGCAACAAAGUAAGAACUAGUAGAGGAACUAGAACAUAUCUCAGAUCACAAGUCGCAUGUCUGCCCUGUCAGUUUUCGAUCCGUGAGAGUAGAAAAGUUUGAAGAAAUUGUGGAAGCCAUUGGCGAUAAGGAUUUAUCUUGGCUGUACCCUGAGAUUGUUGCUCAAACUGUAAACUGGGAAAUGUAAAACCAUAUCUGAAUGUUGACUUUGCGUAACGAUCACUGAUUCCUUGUUAAAUUAUUCAACCUGUUUGAUGUCAACGCUGGGUACCGCUCAUAAAUCCUUUUUGACUACUUCAAAACUGUAUGAAUCCUGGGUGACCCCACUUAUCAUUAAUGAGAUAUUCAUCUCUUCAUUUUAUGCACCCCUUUGCUCAAAUGUUAAAAAAAAAAAACAAUUAUGAGAUAAUUUCUCGGAUGUGAAUCGGGUGACUUGAGCCAUCUGUUGAUGAUAAAUUUGCAUAAAAAUCCGAAAUGAUUCAACUCAAUGUCAAAGAUGGAGCCUGCUCCAUCCAUCAUUUGUGAAAAGCCCAGUUCUUCAUUUAGCGGACGAAUUUGCUCAAGAUUUGCUCAUCCCUGUGGCCUUGCAGAAGAGGUACGAGGACAUCCCAGUGCUGGGGCAGCGGCCAUCCGAGGAGUGA